Molecule: messenger RNA, 285 nt
Organism: Staurois parvus
Lineage: Eukaryota; Metazoa; Chordata; Amphibia; Anura; Ranidae
Source: the annotation of a GenBank genome assembly
AGCUUUACCUUACCUAUCUCAUGGGGUAAGAUUAAUGGGACAGGUGUGAAAUUUUACCAACGUGUAAGCAGGGGCGGACUGACCAUUCACAUUCAGGAGCAGGGGCGGACUGACAACUCAUGGGGCCCCCGGGCAAUAGGGGAUCAUGGGGCCCCUGUGUCCUUGCCCAAACUCAAAAAAGCCUAUGAAAAAGGUAUCAGGGACAUCUCAUGGGGCCCCCUACUGACCCCGGGCCUUCGGGCGGUGCCCGAGUUUCCAAAUGGUCAGUCCGCCCUGUUCAGGAGU